This is a messenger RNA of Megalobrama amblycephala (Wuchang bream), 1549 nucleotides long. RefSeq lists its product as uncharacterized. The record is from RefSeq and is a predicted model, not a curated record. The transcript has 6 exons. NCBI's taxonomy places the organism in Eukaryota, Metazoa, Chordata, Actinopteri, Cypriniformes, Xenocyprididae. The coding region runs from base 350 to 1003 and encodes 217 amino acids.
UAUUAGUAAAAAAAAUAUAAAUGGAGUUGGACAAAUUUGAAAAUUACUAACUGCGCGUGUUUUUGUCAGGAAUGCUCCUUAAAGUUCAGAGUUUAAGUUUCUGACGUCGAUUCCAAACUUUCGGAUUUCCUGGAUGAAGCCUUCGUGAAGUUCGGCAUUCCCGCCUCCAGUCAGGCCGAGGCGAAGCUUUUCGAUGAGUCUGGAACUGAAGUGGACGAGGAUGUCUUUGGGGAAGUUCUGAAGCAGUCAGAUUUGGGCGUUUUUCUGCUCAGAUUGGAGAAUUUGUCAAAUGAAUUAGCAAAUACCCCUGCAGUGUCCAGUGAAGGAAGCUCCUCUGAGACUGCAAACUAUGAAUCUGAUGACAGUUAUUCUGAGUGGCGGAACCCCUUCAAGAAAGCAGCAGAGAGCCGAAGAUGAAGCUAGAAUUCUGGUCCAAACAAUUCUGCAGGCUAAACCUGGUAGGGAUGCAAUCAUCAGAGAGUACCAAAAAACCAGAAGCUUGACUGACAGCACCAGGAGGAAGAUGAUCAAGAUUCUUACUGCAGAUAAGACUGAAAAUCAUAGCACAUCUCCACCUAAACAUAUUAGAGAAAUGUAUGCCCAAGGAAUUGUUUCCCUGUUUCCAAAUCUUCGUGAUCCCUACACAAAGAAUGGAUAUGAACAUUAUUAUGAUCCUCAAAGUGGACAAGGGUUCUUCACUUGGAAAAUAAAGAAUAUUCAGAGGAACAGUGCACCAUCAGACAACCGUAGAUAUUCCCCCCAGUCUUUCAGUGGUGGCCCAACUGCAGAAAGAGAGGCUUCAUCCAGCACUGAAGUUAUCCUGACAGAAGAGCAGUGUAGAGAAGCUGUUUCUCUAAUGAAACAUACAUCAGAGGUAGAAACCGUGAAGGUCAAAAUGAGGGAGACGUUUCAGUAUCGUCGCAAGAUGAUUCAAGACCCAAGGAGAUCCGCUGAUGUGCUGACUGAAUUUCCCCGUUUCUUGGACAUUAAAGGCCUGGUAUGAUUGGUUAGGGUUAAAUAAAUGUUAUGGGCUUCAUUUAAGUUAAGCUUAAUUGACAACAUUUUUUUCUCGACUUCUGUUAAACCUAGAAUAUUCCACAAACCAAUGUUCUCUCAGUGAAAUGGGUGAAGUAUAAUGGAACUGAAUAUCGUUCUACAGUACCUUAAUUAUUUGUGGUGAAGUAAACCUUGAUUUGCCAGUGUUUUAUAAAAUCAAAGACAUUGUUAGAAACUAAUGCGUGUUACUGGUGGCAUCAUGCCUAAAAACUGUUUAUUUUGACAAACAUCUGUAUUCCUACAGAAUUGAUCCAAGACCCAGUGAUUCUCUGAAAGUCUUCAAUGUCAAUGAACUCAUUUAUUACAAACCUAUUGAUUUACAGAUGUCAUAUGGGUCUGCUAAUUUCUUUUGGUAUGUUGUACCUUACUGCAAUCUUGUUCAAAUCGGUUCUUAAAUCUUCAUGACAAAAUUUGAUGAAUUUGUGUGUUUUAAGUUUUAAAUUUGUGCAACACCUCAUUAAUGUGAUUAAGUAACAUUCUGCCAUGUUUUAAA